Messenger RNA from Rhineura floridana, 2516 nucleotides. RefSeq names its product trafficking regulator of GLUT4 (SLC2A4) 1 (gene TRARG1). Gene Ontology annotation, cellular component: membrane. NCBI's taxonomy places the organism in Eukaryota, Metazoa, Chordata, Lepidosauria, Squamata, Rhineuridae. Bases 216 to 755 code for a protein of 179 amino acids. The record is from RefSeq and is a predicted model, not a curated record. The transcript is spliced from 3 exons.
AGGAGAGUCGAGCGCGGCGGGGAGGAACGCCGGGCUUGGCUGGGACAGGAAAGAAAGAGGAAAGGAGCGGCGCCUCUUUGGAGAGCCACCACCCCAGGGUGCGCGUGCCUCCUCGCUCCAAGCGCCCGUCCAGGCGGCGCCUGCGGCUCCCUCCUUCCCUUCGCGGCUCCCGCGCGCCUUCUUUGGGAUGAUGGGCGUCUAGGCGAGGCGCAGCCAUGGCCAUCAACACGGAGGCGCCGCUGGCGAAGGCGCUGGAGGGCUCCCCUCCGCCCGCGGACUCCCAGGAGACGGAGAAGCUGCUGAUCACCGUCGGGCAAGCCCCCAAGGCCUUCUCUGCCGGCGGCGGGGACGACGGAGCGCCGGCCGGGGGCGAGGCAGAGAGGAAUGGCCACCACAGCCCGCCUUACCGAUCCGGCUCGGAGGGGAAGCUAGAGGAUACGUCGCUUUCACCGUCGAGGCUUAGCUUGGGGCGCGUCUCCUCCACGGCCACCACCUCCAACUUGCACGAGCCGGGCCGCUCGCGGGACUACCUGCCGCUUGCCGUCUUCUCUUGCUUCUGCCCCAUCUGGCCCCUCAACAUCCUGGCUUUGGUCUUCUCUAUCAUGUCUAGGAACAGCAACCAGCAAGGGGAUGUGGAUGGCGCACGGCGGCUGGGGCGCGUGGCCAGGUUCCUCAGCAUUGCCUCCAUUAUACUGGGGUCCCUCAUCAUCAUAAUCUGCACAAUGAACUUCACAGGUUAUCUGAAAUCAAAUUAGCAUGAGCCAAGCCUGCGAAAAAGGAGGUGGUCUUUGACCUACAAGAAUUUUUUUUUUUAGGAGUAGGGGGCGCCUCUGAUUUCUGAAAAGCAGAGACUUUUCAGCGGGAGAGUCCCCCGCCCUGACCCUGGACAAGAUCAGCAUGCUCAUCUUCACCCUUAGCCUUUUGGAGCACAACAUUCGUAUUUCUUGGAGGGGGUGGGGAUGAAUGUGCAAUCCUGAGAACGGGACCGGCAGCACGCCAGGAAAUCUCUUUUCCUGCCCGACGUCGGAACUCUACCUCGCCAUUUGCCGCCCACGAAGACGUGAGUGGGACAGAGGAAAAUCGAGAGUACCAUCCGGAUGAGGCUCGUUGCUUCCAAAGUGAACUCUUGGGCAGAAGAAUCCUUGUCCCCCUGCCUCCCCACACUGGCACCAGUUAACUGGGUUUUGUACAGCUGGGUGGUUUGCUUCUCUAUUGGGGGCGGGGUGGAGAAACCACUCCUGUAUACCCGGCGAAAGAAGAAGGGAAAUCUGAGCAAGCCGGACACUGGCCUGACAGUUUCGAGUAUGCUUUCUUCUGCACAGGGCUGAUUCUGAAGCGUAGCAACAGGAACAAACAAAAAGUCUGGCCACCAAAAGGGAGGGGAGUUGUGUGGGAGAGUUUUGUAUUUUUUUUAAAUGACCAUUUGCACGCUUUUGUAGAAAUAGCCUCCGAGGGAAAAUCCAGGCCCCGUCAGUUGGGAAGGGCCACAGUCCAUUGGUAGAGCCUCUGCUUUGCAGGUUCAAUCCCUGGCAGCAUCUCUGGGGAGGGUUGGGAAAGAUCCCCCCCAUCUGGAACCCUGGAGAGCUGCUGCCAAUCAGUGCAAAGGCAAUACUCAUCUAGAUGGAUCCAACGGCUUGACAGUAUAAGGCACUUUUCUGUGUUCCUGUAUCAGCCAGCCCUUUAUUCAGAUUCAUGGGGACUGGAACCUUGCUUUAUUUUUUAGGGGAUGGGCUGUGACACAGAGAUAUAGCACCUGUUUUGCCUACAGAAAGUCCCAGUGUCCAUCCCUGGCAAUUCCAGGUUAGGGCUAGGCGAGUUCUCUGCUUGAAACUUGUGACGCAAGGGCGUUUCAUCCCAGGAGUGAGGUAAAAGAGCUGCUUUUGUGUCUCCCAACAGCCGGAUCCAGUGCCCGUCAGACUCUACAGGAAGAGAGACUAGUUCACGGGUCUCCCUAAAAAUAUCUAUGUAAAAAAACACAGAACGAGCAGAUUGGAAGCAGGCAAAGAGUUCUAGACUUUCAAGGCGGCAUUGGCUCCCCAAAAGCAAACAGCAUUUCCUUGGAGACCCCAAACCAGACAGCUGGCUGUUAAAAACUCUAAGCCUUCUGUCUCUUUGGCUGGCCAUAACCAAAACUGCCAAAGCUUUUCUCUUUUGCCUCACCCUGCAGCGGAGGCAGAUCGGAAUGCCUGCAGCUAGUAGCCACCAGACUUCAAAAGCCGUUGUUUGAGCACUUUGCAACUGAUUCCAUCCAGGGCCAAUUGUUAGAAUAUCCAGAUAUUUGUUGAUUAAAUUGACUUAGCAAAGGGGUCAGAUGGUUCCAGCAUCAGGGUCCAGGUCCUGUACAAGAAAACACGGGAGACAGCAACAGUCACACCGCCGUCCCAAGGGGAGAGACAGAAAAAAACUGACAGCCAAACUGCCAUUAUUUUCUAACAUCUACAGAUUCUAUAUAGAUGUUUGGAAUUUCCCAGGUUGUAUCUUUGUUUCUGGAGGAAAAUGUUUCUGUCUUCCAUUUC